Molecule: messenger RNA, 477 nt
Organism: Ambispora leptoticha
Lineage: Eukaryota; Fungi; Glomeromycota; Glomeromycetes; Archaeosporales; Ambisporaceae
Source: the annotation of a GenBank genome assembly
AUGCUUCUCCCACGCCGCCAAUUAACGCUUGCAUUAUUAAAACCGGAUCUUUGUGCAAAUCCAAAUACAAUUUCAAAAAUCAUUUCACGAAUCACAGCGACCAAUCAGCAUAACAAUUUCGAAAUAAUUCGACAACGCGAGAUAUUGUGGCGGCAACAAGAUGCCGAGGCGUUUUACGCUGAACAUCGAGGCCGAUUCUUUUUUGAACGAUUGUGUGGGUAUAUGACUAGUGGCCCUUUCAUGGCUCUCGUACUCGCUCGUCAAGACGCAAUUAAAGAAUGGAGAGCACUCAUUGGACCAACUCACCCAUGGAGAGCUCGAAUUAAUGCGCCAAAUACACUAAGGUCACUUUACGGUCUAACAGACACUCGAAACUCAUUUCAUGGUUCAGAUUCCGACGAAACAGCAAAACGCGAAAUAGAAUUUUUUUUCCCGGAACUAGAUGUUGACGCAUGGCGACGGCAAGAAGAAAAAUAA